Molecule: messenger RNA, 1668 nt
Organism: Corythoichthys intestinalis (scribbled pipefish)
Lineage: Eukaryota; Metazoa; Chordata; Actinopteri; Syngnathiformes; Syngnathidae
Gene: prmt2
Product: protein arginine methyltransferase 2
Exons: 9
Coding region: 160-1389 (409 amino acids)
Biological process (GO): peptidyl-arginine methylation
Cellular component (GO): nucleus
Molecular function (GO): protein binding; protein-arginine N-methyltransferase activity
Source: RefSeq, a predicted model, not a curated record
UUUGUCAGCAGGAAGUAAUCGUUGCAGAAGAGAUUUCCAGGUUUUCGAGCGACAAGAAGCAUUGCAGUUUGAGUUUCCAUUUAAUCUGAACUUAAUUAACAUAGCUAUAGCACAAAUGUAUCAUAUAUGUUUAGAGAGUAACAUUCAUCCACCGGAUUCAUGUUCGUAGAGAUGGAGGAGGAGGUGCCACCUGAGGAGUUCAAUGUUCUUUGGAGCUUUGCUGGUCGCUGCAGUGAAGAGCUUAGUAUCAGAAGAGGAGAUCAAGUGAAUGUCCAUGCCAAAAUUUCCCCAGAGUGGUGGUGGGCUGAGCUGCGAGGGGUCUUUGGUUACGUCCCUGCUAGCUACCUCCAUAAGGGAUCUACUGAAGAUGGGGAGGAAGAAGAGGACAUGUGGCAAAAUGAGGAGUACUAUGAUAUAUACGGAACACUGAAUCUUCACUUGGAGAUGUUGUCAGACAAGAGCCGCACGGAGGCGUACAGGCAGGUCAUCGUCAACAACAGCGCUUCUCUUCACAGGAAGGUGGUGAUGGACCUUGGUUGCGGAACGGGCAUCGUGAGUCUGUUCUGUGCUCAGCUAGCAAAACCGACAGCGGUGUACGCCGUGGAAGCGAGCUCAAUGGUGGAACACACCAGAGAGCUGGUGAAACAAAACGCUUGCGAGGAAGUGAUCACUGUGCUGCAGGGCCGUGCUGAGGAAAUCCAACUGCCCGAGCAGGUGGACGUCCUGGUGUCCGAGUGGAUGGGCAAUUGCUUGGUGUUUGAGUUCAUGGUGGAGUCGGUCUUGCUUGCCAGAGACCGCUGGCUAAGGGAAGGUGGCACGAUGUGGCCUUCUUCUGCAGCUCUCACUUUGGUGCCGUGUCAAGCCCAUAGAUACUACGCAGAGAAAAUGGCAUUCUGGGAGAAGCCUUAUGGCUUGGACUUCACCCCGCUACAGCCACUUGCUCUACAGGAGUUCUUCGCCAAGCCAAAGUUUAGCCACUUGAUGGAGCCAGGCGACGCCCUCGCCUCUCCCACCGACGUAAUCUGCUUGGACAUGCAUACGCUGCAGGUGGCAGACCUGGAGGAAAUGCAAGGCGGGUUUCAGUUCAGCCUGGAAAAGUCCGGCAUUUUCCACGGCUUCACUGCUUGGUUCAGCGUUUCCUUCAAAAGCCUGGAGGAGGGCGGCGCAGCAGUGGAAUUGAACACUGGACCUGAGUCUGAGCCAACCCACUGGAAGCAGACCCUGUUCAUGCUGGAUGUGCCCAUCAGUGUGCACGCUGGCGACGCAAUCAGUGGAACCAUUAUUCUGCGAAGGAACCCCAUCUGGAGGCGCCACUUGACCGUCACCCUAAACUGGGAGAUCAGUGGAUACACACAAGCUGGGACAAAGAGCUUUCCUAUGUGGCGCUAACAGCCUCUCAUCAAACUAGAUCGAUACAUCGACUGGUUAAGCAACGACAAAUCGAUCGAAAUGCAAAAGUUCUAUCGGCUUCACCUUUUUUAAAUAAAUAUGCCGUUUUCUUAAAAGAAUGGAUUUCAUUGAAAUGUUUUAGCAGCAAAACUGUCAAAAUUGCUUUUUACUUUUUUAUUUCGGAUGAACUGUUUUCCUUUCAGGGGUCGCCACAGCAAAUCAGUUGGUAACUUUAAAUGUGUACAUAUAUUAAACUGUUGUAACAGCAGCAAAUGGUGU